Messenger RNA from Macrobrachium nipponense, 4799 nucleotides. RefSeq names its product serine-rich adhesin for platelets-like. The transcript is spliced from 8 exons. The record is from RefSeq and is a predicted model, not a curated record. NCBI's taxonomy places the organism in Eukaryota, Metazoa, Arthropoda, Malacostraca, Decapoda, Palaemonidae. The coding region runs from base 294 to 4322 and encodes 1342 amino acids.
UUUGGGCCCUGACCGCGGUUGAGGGUGGAUGUGCGUCCGCUUCCAGGGCGGUGUCUAUAGAUAGUCGAGUUGCUCUUCCAUUCGCCGAAGUUUAGUCUGUGGCGUUCGCUGCGGGUUAUUUGUUUUCCCCAAAAUAACAUUAGCUUCUGAAGAAAUCGGUAACGUGGCGCGACCCAAGAAUCAAAAAGUUAUCUCCCCUAGCGAUCUCUUUGAAAACAAAUUCGAAGAAUCAAAGAUACAAAUCAUCAAGUCGCGAAAUAUCUUUAUGGUGCUAAACAUUUGACUCAGACGAUAUGGAGGGUUUGAACGAAACGCUUAAAGUAGCGGUUGUGCUUCUGUUAUGUUUGAUCCAGGCAGGAUUAGUGUCCGCUACACCGCUUCCUACACAAGACGACCAAGGCAGCGACAGGGAAGGGAAGGGCUUCCUUGGGUUUUCCUUCUUUGCACCUCCUGCCCGGGUUGAGCCUCACCAGUGCAUUGCAACGAACGGAUUGCUGACGAUCGGCACUUGUUACAACCAACAGUCUUGCACCGACAUAGGCGGUGUUGACUCGGGCAGCUGCUCGACUGGUGGCGUUUGUUGUGUCCUGCCAUCGGUAUGCGGAAGCGUCGUGGCUCGCAACAGAACUUGGUUCGUCAACAAGGAUUUCCCUGAGAAGUCCAGAGAUUCGGGGGACUGCACCAUUACUAUCAGAAAGGAAAUUCCUCGCAUUAAACAAGCAAGAUUGGAUUUCCAUUCAUUCCAACUGGCUAGUUCCCGUCAAGGACGUUGUCUGGACGAUAUGUUUGAAGUUUCCACAAAGACGAACGUUAAUGGAAGAGAAGAGAAAGUAGAAAUAGCGCCAAAACUCUGCGGCGACAAUACUGGUCAGCAUGUGUACGUUGACAUUGAGCACGGAGAUGCUGAAGUUCACGUGAAGUUGGGUUCAAGCGUCCAUUCGGAAAACAGAGAAUGGCGCGUCUUCAUAACUCAACUUGACGAAACGCUCGCAGCACCACGAGAUUGCCUGCAAUACCAUACGGACGCUUCUAAAAAGGUCAAAUCUCUCAACUUUGACGGGGACGAUGACUUUACGGGUGACCUCAACUAUGACAUUUGCUUCACCAAACUACAGAGGUCAUCUGACCCUGGAGAGUCGUGUAAGCGUAAGGUUUCCAAUGUGGAGAUUGACCAGUCCCCAUCUGUUCGUCAGGUUAGAAAGAGAAAUAAGAGACGCCGUAUUGCCCGCAGCUCUGAAAGUCGAGAACUCCCUCUCUAUUCAUCACCAGAGCAAUCACUGGAAGACAAGCAAGUUAGAGAAGCCAUUUCAGAUGUGAUUGGUCAAAUUUCAAGGACAAUUGAUAUUGAAAAGGAGGAAGGAUCCUUAAAUAAGGGGUCCAGUCAGCCAGAUAAAAAAGAACUAAAUGAUGAAGAACGACCUCAGCAAAACAAUGUUAAGGUUAAAACAGACGCUGACAGCACUGACAACGCCUUUCCCAUGCUCUAUUCGGCUGGUAAUGAAGCAGUUAUCAGCCAGAUUCAACAAGUGGUCUUACAAUUACAGCAAGAACAACUUGGCCUAGGAGGAGGUGGUGGGGGACAAUUUGGUUUUGGAGGGAUGGUUAUAAACACAGAUGAAGACUCAGUCAUGUCCAGCACUCAUAUGGAAGAUGUUGAUUUAACAACUUCACUUCCUUCCACUGAGGAAAUAUCAAAUUCCCCACAACUAACAAUCAGAGAAAACUCAUACAUUUUAUCAUCUGAUGACAAUAUCACUGGCAGCGAUCAUGGCAUUAUGACUAGUCUACAUACCAGUGAAAUUGACAGUUCAGUCAACAGUGUUUCCAAUAUUGUUAAUGAACUGUUGACAAACCAUGUUACUCAUACAACAGAAACAGUGUAUCCACUAACUGAUAAUCUAGCAGUUGAAGGCAUAGUAAUUGAAACUACUCUUUUGCCAGAAGAAGUAAUGAAAAACAUCCUUGUUACAGAAUCCCCAGAUAAGGAAACGGUACCUAUAAACAAUGAACAAGUCAUGGAUGCUAUGCCUGCAAGUAGCGACAGUGAAGAUAAACCUACCACCAACAGUAGCACCAUUGUGACAACCGAAAGUUCUUCAAUGACUAGUGAUGAUUUAGAUUAUCUUGAGUCAGAAACAACUGAAAAUAUUCAAGAAAAUCUCGAGUUGUCAAAAGUCACGACUACAGAAGGUUAUGAGGAAACUGGCAUUUCUAACUCUGCACAUAUUGAAGCACUCUCUGCUUCUGAUGAUGUACUCUUAAUAGAAUCUCACAAUAAAUCAGAGCCUGGACGUCCACAGGCUGAAAUCACGGUGCUGGAUCCUGAUUCUGUGAAAGUACAUGGGGAUCUUAUCAUCAAGGAUGGACAAAGUAAUGAAAAUGAGAACAGCAAAGUACCAACAGCUGAAGUCACAACUAAAAGUGUACUUGGAGUGACAAGUACAACAACAGAUAAACUGCCAACGGUUAACACUGAAGACAUCACAACAGCAUUCACAGUCAUGAUGGAAAUGGAACAACCAAUUGUUGAGAAAGAUGACAACCAUCCACUUGAGAGUGGAGAGAGUAGCAGUAAAGAUUCAACUCCAAUAGUAACUAAUGGCAUUGCAGGGGAUACUGAAACUAAUGCUGAAGAUCAGGCCAAUGGCGGUAUUCAGUGGCUCAUACUUGAUGAUGGUAGUUCCGACGUCAAAGAAGUCAGUAAACAAGAAGUUUCCCUACCACCUGAUGUGAUAGUUUCUUCUGACAUAGGAUUUGGAUUUUACAAUGAAGGCACAGAAAAUUCACCACUACCAUCAACCAACAAAAAGAAUGGGGAACAAAGCUUUGGUAAUCUUGCUGAAGACACUGAUUUACUGGAAUCGGAACUUAAUGUGAGUAAUGAUAACGAUGAUAUGAUAAACCCAGAUCAUUUUAGUAGUGAAAGUCCAGUUUCCAUAACUUCGUCUCCUGCACCUUCUAGUACUAUUAGUACUACUGUGGCUUCUACUUCCCUUACAACUGAUAUUACUUUCUCUUCUACUGGUGCUGCUACUUCUACAAUUAUCUCUUCCACAACAACUGUCACCACCACUCCCACUAGUGCUUCCACUACAACCACCACGACUACGCCAUCUACUACUUCCACAACAACUACCAUGACUACUCCAUCUACUACUUCCACAACAACUACCACUGCUGAUCAACCAGAAGGGACUUCACAUGACCAAACAAUUGGAAAUAAUAUAAAUAAUGUAGAAGAUUUAUCUACAUCUUUAGAGAAUAACAGCCAUUUUGAUAAUGAAGUGGAAAAAACAGAUGAAACGAAAGAAACAGCUAUGAUUGAAGAAGACCAUAUGCUACAUGAAGUUGACAAUUCUAGUAAUGUGGAAGGAGAGAAAACACUAGAAACAGUAGAGAGCAAUAUAUCUGGAAAUGAAGCUACUGCUAACUCAGUCCCAGAAGCCAUUAUGUUUGAUACAGAAAAUAGUCUGCCUGCAACAGUUCCUGGCAGUGUAUCUAACGCAGACACUAGUAAUGUUCUUGGCACGAUUCAUACUGGUGCAUCAGAAACAACUGAAAACGCUGAGUAUGAAAUAAAUAUUGAUGACUCAGCUGAUACAGGGGAAGCAAAACCCACCAAUAUGUCUGAUGCUGGGGAGAUGGAAAUAAAUAUCUUUUCUGAAACAGAAGCUGGCAAUAUUUCAGAUUCUUUGGUAAAAGACAGCAUUUCGCACAUAAAUGACAAACAUUCUUCAGAUGAUCAAGAAUCUCAUCUAGAGGAUAAUACAACUGGCGAUAUGACACCUACCGAAGAUGAUAACGUUCCAGAAAAUGAUAGCCAUGUCAGUUCUACAGUGCAUGCUGAGCAUCCCCCCAUCAACGAGGCCGUCCUUGUCCUCUCAGCAAAUGAGGAACCUGUACAUCAGGUGGACAUUUCCAUAGCAGCUGAGCCUGUUACUGUUACUGUGGCUGACACCAACACUGAAAGUAGCAUUGUCAAUGAAUUGGAUGCCAGUGUUGCGGACAGUGAAGACACUCUUCUCGUAAGCUACCCAUCAGACGAGGAACGAUGCGGUGGAUCAUUUUUGAAAGUUAGAGAGGACGUUAUCUGUGGAGGACUCCUUAGGCAAGAAGCAAUUGAAGAAAAAGAUUACGAAGAUGAUCGGUUCGAUGAUGUAGAACGCAUAAGCGUUCGAUCCAUGGAAGGUGCAACUCGAAGUUUGAGGUUCCAGCUUCAGUAUGAGACAGAUUGUCCCGAAAUGAAGGUAGAAACCACAACCGCACCACCCGUCAGAAAGACCGUGACACUCCUGCAGUACCUUCUUGGGUGGUAUCGAUAGCUGAAGGGCGCGAUGCCUAUCUCUUCAGAAUUUUUUGGAAAGAGGUCUUAUUUCCAAAAGCUUGGAGUAGGAAUUUUACGCAGAGCAUUAAUGUAUAUCGGUCCGCAGAACAAUUUAGUGUUCCAGUGUCUGCAAAUUAUAGCAAACAGAUUAAGGGUGCCAUGAUACAAUAGAUAAAACUAUAAACGUCAAUGUUGUCAAAAUAUGUCAGUUCUGGGAUUACGUCUAACAGACAAAAUAUCUCAUACUACAUGAUAUGAAUUAUAUUCUUCUACAAAUUAAAAUGAAAUAAAUAAGAUAUAACAUUUCUAGAGGAGUUCAAGUAUAAAAUGCUCCUAGAUUCUGAUAUUCUUGUAGCGCAAUUGAUUCUGUUAUUGGUGCGUUUAUACAUCACAAUCAAUACAUAAAAAAACAUCCCUCUGAUUCAGUUCUGAGCAUUAACUUGAUUAAAGAUCACUAGACCAAUGUCGCAUGAAG